Molecule: messenger RNA, 1383 nt
Organism: Sinocyclocheilus rhinocerous
Lineage: Eukaryota; Metazoa; Chordata; Actinopteri; Cypriniformes; Cyprinidae
Exons: 2
Coding region: 177-560 (127 amino acids)
Source: RefSeq, a predicted model, not a curated record
AUAUACUUGCACUCUAGUCUUUCAGACGCCUACCUGGGGUGAACCUGAUGAUGUUGGACUCCAAUCAGAGCUGGAGUCCAUCCAAAGCCAAACACUACGGAGCUCCUCCAAGAGGAUGUGCGUAUGCAGUCCUGAGAGUUUGAUCAGAGUGCACGAACAACACGAUAGUGAAGACCAUGAAGCCGAAGUCGCUCUGUGUCCCGCGGCUUGACCUCUUUGAGGGCAGAUACAGGCGGCAGUUCGACACCGGCGCACCGGAGCACAGCCUCGAUCAACCGGUAGAGAAGAGACCCAGAGAUCUGCGCUAUACUUUACUGCCAGAGAGACCACCAUACGAGCCUUUAGUGGAAGACGACAGCCAACACAAACUAAAGGAGGAAAAGAAAGCAAAAAAGAAAGAAAGGUAUAAAAAAUACAGAAAGAACGUAGGAAAGGCUCUUCGCUACAGUUGGAAAUGUCUGAUGUUGGGUCUGCAGAACUUCACUGUGGGAUAUUCCACCCCUCUUUCCGCUGCUGCCUCAGUUGUCCCAGAUUUCCAUCCGGGAGGAGCGUGGGGUUGAGACAGUCUGUGACCAGCAUUUGUAAUUUACUGUAACACAAAAUCUUUAUGGAUCAUUUAAUGCUGCACAUCAAGAUGAUUAUGAAAAAUGAACAAUACAUCUGCCCUGGGCAGCUCGACCUGUCAUGCUGUAAACUGUUAAACUGAUGUAAAUAUCUGCUCUUCAGAUUUGUAUUAAAGUGGAGUUUCUAACUUGCAUUUGAGUUUUACAGCUGCAAGAAAGACAUGUUUCUCUUUUUACUCUGAGAUCUAUCUGUAUAUGUUUUGCUUUGACUGAAAGAGAAUGUAUAUUAAUUUCUGUAUUGAAGUAAUGAAAUAUUAUUGUAUUACAGAACUAUAGGCUACUGACAUGAUUGAUUCUGUAAUUAUUUUGUACAAAGUCUGGAAUGUUUCUCUGUCAUUGUUCCAGCAGCAAAUUGCAAGUGAUGGUCACCUGCAUUCAUGCUCUGUAGAUGUAAUGUUGACAAAGGUGAAAGUGAUUUAUACUCUUAACUGGAAGAGAUAGGUAUGUUUAUGGUCUGUAAAGGGAAUUAAAUGCCCUCUGAAAUGACUGUUUGAUUUGAUUUAGUCCAUUUCAUGGACAAAAAAGAAGAUUUGCUUGACAUGAGAAAGCUGAAUGUUCUAGAGAGGGAAGUAAGAGUAAGUGUUUUCAAUGGAGGCCAAGAGCCUUAAAGACAAAGGAUGGGAUUAUGAGAAACCACAACAGGAAAAGACAGUCUGGCACAGGGCAUGACUUGUUUAAUAGGGUUAGUGAAGCUGAGUACAUGUCAUGCUUGCAACACCUGUUCAAAAGGAAUUAAGAAAUGUGAUUAAAAAAAAAACUC